This is a messenger RNA of Cucurbita pepo subsp. pepo (vegetable marrow), 938 nucleotides long. Its product is annotated as short chain aldehyde dehydrogenase 1. Gene Ontology annotation, molecular function: oxidoreductase activity. Lineage: Eukaryota; Viridiplantae; Streptophyta; Magnoliopsida; Cucurbitales; Cucurbitaceae. The record is from RefSeq and is a predicted model, not a curated record.
AGGCAAAUAUAAGCCUGCAGAAACCAUCUCCAAAAGGUACACAAAAUGAGCUCCAAUGGCGUUUCUGCAACCAUCUCCAAAAGAUUGGCCGGAAAAGUCGCUCUGAUCACCGGCGGAGCGAGCGGGAUCGGCGCGUCGACGGUGAGGCUUUUCGUGAAGAAUGGAGCCAAAGUGGUGAUCGCUGACGUUCAAGACGACCUCGCCGCUGCCCUCUGCAAGGAGCUCGAUGAUGCCACUGACCACGACGUUUCCUAUUUCCAUUGUGAUGUCACUAAUGAAUCCGACAUCUCGAACGCUGUCGACUUUGCUGUUGAUAAGUACGGAAAGCUCGACAUCAUGUUCAACAAUGCUGGCAUCCGUGGCGAUGUUACUGCCACGACGAUGAACACCGACAUGAAUGACUUCAAGAAAGUCUUCGAUGUCAAUGUGUUCGGUACUUUCAUGGGAGCCAAACACGCUGCUAGGGUCAUGGUUCCUGCAAAGUCAGGGUGUAUCCUGUUCACGUCGAGCAUGGCGUCGGUGAUUUGUAGUGGAAACACACCGGCAUAUUCCGCAUCAAAACAUGCCAUUGUGGGAUUGAUGAAGACACUCGCGGUGGAACUCGGGCCUCAUGGGAUCAGAGUGAAUGCAAUGUCGCCGUUCGCGGCAGUGACGCCAAUGUUGCUACCGUCGAUGGACGUCGAGCAGAAGAAGGCAAUGGAAACCCUAAUUUACAUGUCGGGAAACUUGAAAGGAGCAAUGAUGGAUGUUGAAGAUAUAGCUAAAGCAGCUCUAUACUUAGCUAGUGACGAGUCGAAAUAUGUUAGCGGACUAAAUAUGGUGAUUGACGGUGGGUUUAGUCUUACUAACCCGAGUUUUGAAUUAAGUGUUAAAGCUUAUGCACAAUCAUCGUGAUUAAUCCUCGUUUAAGAGAUUCAAUAAAUUUAUGAUUUUCUGUU